AUGAGCAAUUCAGCUUUACGAGAUAUUAUUCCAUCCAAUGAUGAUGUUUCUAUAAAGAAAACACGACAAAAACAAUUCUCAAGUGUAUUCAAAGUUCUUAUAUUCGUACUUUUUUUGGGAUUUAUUUCCACUGGUAUUGUUGCAUUAUUAUUGAUUCUUGGAUAUUCUGGUAAAUCGAUUUUCUAUCUUAUUAUGCAAUCUUCUCCAGCAAACUCAUUAACAUUAUCAAAUCAAACUCGAACUUUAAUAUUUCAUCAACAAAGUUCAACUGAAAUAUCGGGUGAACAAGAUUUGAAAAAAAUAACUCUUAUACCAAUUAAUCAUAAUCAAGAAAUUCAUACAUCAUCAAUACUGAAAACAAAACAAGAAAAUCAACAUAUAUCAGCAAAUACACAAUCGAUGAAAUUUUAUCCAUCAUCGAAUACAAUAGUUGACGAACAAUUGACUUCUCCAAUUAUGCAAACAACAAUGUUCAAUCGUCAAUCAAUCAUUCUAUCAUCUGUAACAGUAAAACAUGAAGAAUAUGUUGAAACAUCACAAGAAAAUAAAAUAACAACCGUUGAUACUCUUACAUCGACAUUUCUAAUGCCUAAAAUACGAGAUCAUGAAAUGGUGACUCCGGAAGCGAUUCCAUUAACUACUGGUAUUGAUUUACAAUCAUCGACAAAUCAAAAUAAGCAAAAAAUAAUAUUAAAAAAACAUAAAGAAGUUGAUCACGAUGAUAUGAUUGAUGAUUUUUUACUUAUAUAA
Messenger RNA from Rotaria sp. Silwood2, 750 nucleotides. The record is from the annotation of a GenBank genome assembly. Lineage: Eukaryota; Metazoa; Rotifera; Eurotatoria; Philodinida; Philodinidae.